AUGCGCUAUCUCGCCAUCCUUCCUCUGAUUGCUUCGGCUUCGCGCCUUGCGGUUGCCAUCCCUGCCGAUACCGCUGCUGUCCGAGCGGCCUCUACCGCGGACGACGAUAUUGACACCGUCAAGGAGCGCAGGUUUGCCACUAUUGUCGGCGCGACUACCGGCGCAACCUCGAUCCAAACUUGGCUCUCUACCCAGUCUGCGGACGGCUCUUGGCCUGAUGUCGACUAUACUACUGGCUGUAACGCCCCGACCGCCAAUUGGAAAGCGGAAACGCACUGGUCCCGCAUAUUGACAUUCUCUGCGGGUUGGCACGGCGGUUUCAAGAACGCCGCCCAGUGGACACAGGACUCAACGAUCCGCGCGGCGAUUUCGUCGGCCAUGAACUUCUGGUUCGAGAACGACUUUCCGAUUCCCGCUUGCCUUGACCAAGGCGGCACCGAUGCAUGCCCGUGUGGGUCCCCGGGCUGUGGAAUACGAACUGGUUCAGUCGUCGGAAUCCCGACCUCCGUCGGUGAAGCAUGUCUGCUCUUGGGCGACUCUUUGAUAGCCACUGAACUCGAUAAUUGCGUCAAGUUCACCUCGAGGUCUUUCGCCACCUUCGAUACAGGCAUCGUCGGUGUCUCGAACAUCACCGGCGCGAACCUGCAAGACAUCGCUAGCAUCGGCAUCGAUCAAGGUCUUCUUCAGGGGAACGUCUCGCUCGUCUCUGCCGGCUUCGACCACGUGCAUUCCGAUGCUCUCAUCCAGAAUGGUACCAAGGCCGACGGUAUCAGAGCGGACGGCUCCUUUGGGCAGCAUGCCGGAAUUAUUUAUAAUGGCAAUUAUGGGAAAGACUACGAAAAUGAUUUGUUCUCCUUCGAAAUUGAAGCCGCAGGAACCCAGUUCCAGGCCAGCGACGCCGCAAGGUCAUCUUUGGAGACAUUGGUGGAUGCCAUUCAGUGGAUGAUCUUCCGGAACGUCUUCACUAAUGUGCUGCACUGGGAUUUCAGCGUGCUGGGCAGGUUGAUGACGGAUCCUGUCUCCGAUAACCACGCAUCGGCCAAUAUCAAGACCAAUCUUACCCAGAUACAAGUCAUCGGAGAGCUCUGGGAUUCGGACGUCUUCUCUGACGUCUUCAACAACCUGAACCUGAACACAACGACGGCGAACUCCGGAAAUCUUAUGGGAAGCCGUGUUUUCUUCGCCAACGAUUACUUUGUUCAGCGUGGACCUGGCUACGUUACCACUCUGCGUAUGUAUUCCAAGCGGACCCAGAACACCGAGUGCACCGCGUCCGCCAACAACUUCGGUUUCCACCUUGCGGACGGGACCGUAUACACCCACAUCAACGGCGACGAGUACGAAGACAUCGUGGCCGCCUGGGACUGGAACCUCAUUCCCGGUAUUACCGUCGACUACGGCGGCACCGUCCUCUCGUGUAGCAUGACGCGCAAGACAGGCACACAGACGAUGGUCGGUGGUGCGACCGACGGCACCGUCGCCGCGGUCGCGAUGCGGUACGAGAACCCGAUCAACAAGAGCCUGAACUGGCGCAAGACCUGGCUCUUCCUCGACGACGAUGUCCAGCUCGUCAUGGUCGCCCGCGUCUCGGUCACGAACACAUCAACGCCCGUGCUCUCCGUGCUCGACCAGCGCAAGCUCUCCGGUAGCGUUUUCGUCAACGGCGCCGCGUCCACUGGCGGAAACUUCUCGCACCCGAGCACCCUCUGGCAUGGGGGCGUGGGCUACGCCUUCAACACAUCGAACCCGGUCACGCUCACCGUCGACGCGUCGACGAAGACCGGCAACUGGAGCGCGAUCGGCGCGUCCUCCGCCGGCGCGAUCUCCGUCGACAUGUUCACCGCCUACCUCACGCACAACGACCUCUCCGCGUCCAUCGCCUACCUCGUCUUCCCGGGCACGACCGCGUCCUCGUUCGCGAGCAAGGCCGCCACGGCCGCGCAGACGCUCGCCGUCAUCCGCAACGACGGCUCGAUCUCCGCGCUGCUCGACGCCGCGCACGGCCCGACGGCGUACGGCGUCUUCUGGGACGCCACCGGGGGCGCGUUCACUGUGCCCGCCGCGGCCGCGGGGGGCGCGACGAUCAGGCUGACGUCGACGGGGAGCGCGAGCGUGAUCGUGCGGAUGGACAGCUGGGAGGUGACAGUCGCGGACCCGACGCAGCUGCUCGCCAGCCUCACGCUCACGUUCACGCUCGGCUCGGGCUCGGCGCCGGCGGGGUGGGGUACGGCGAAGACGAAGACGCUGAGCUUCACGUUGCCGUCGGGUGGGCUCGCGGGGGCGAGCGUCACGCAGACGCUGCCGAGCUCUAGUCUAUAG
This is a messenger RNA of Epithele typhae, 2319 nucleotides long. Its product is annotated as polysaccharide lyase family 8 protein. The record is from RefSeq and is a predicted model, not a curated record. NCBI's taxonomy places the organism in Eukaryota, Fungi, Basidiomycota, Agaricomycetes, Polyporales, Epitheliaceae. Gene Ontology annotation, molecular function: carbohydrate binding; lyase activity. Gene Ontology annotation, cellular component: extracellular region. Gene Ontology annotation, biological process: carbohydrate metabolic process. The coding region runs from base 1 to 2319 and encodes 772 amino acids. The transcript has 8 exons.